This is a messenger RNA of Daktulosphaira vitifoliae (grape phylloxera), 1684 nucleotides long. It is a transcript of the gene Cda4, whose product is annotated as chitin deacetylase 1. Gene Ontology annotation, molecular function: chitin binding; hydrolase activity, acting on carbon-nitrogen (but not peptide) bonds. Gene Ontology annotation, cellular component: extracellular region. Lineage: Eukaryota; Metazoa; Arthropoda; Insecta; Hemiptera; Phylloxeridae. The record is from RefSeq and is a predicted model, not a curated record. The transcript has 10 exons. The coding region runs from base 141 to 1586 and encodes 481 amino acids. Gene Ontology annotation, biological process: carbohydrate metabolic process.
AUACUCACGCAGUACCACAACAACAGCGGACAAAGAAGUUGGCUAUUGGUCAAAUUAUUAAUACAUACUUAUCGGAAACAUGACGUAGACGCAUUUUACUGGAAGAAAUUAAUAUAACUGCUUAAAAGGACACUAAAGUUAUGGAUUUAGCAAUAAUUAAAAUGAUUAGUAUAUUAUUUAUUCAAUUAUUCUUUACAGUUAUGUGCGAAGGCAAUACUGAAGAAUUCGUAUGUCCAGAAGCUGGAGGAAAUGGUAACUAUGCUGAUCCGGCAACAUGUCGUCGAUUUUAUCAGUGUGUAGACAAUCAUCCAUAUUUAAACCGUUGUCCAGCGGGUCUAUACUUUGACGAUAUAAACAAGUUGUGUACUUUUGAAAAUGAAGCUCGUUGCGGACCUCUUCCUAUUACUGAAGCUCCUAGUACUGAAAAUCCGAUUGAUUUAGCACAAAAAUGUGACACCAGUCAGUGUACAUUACCUUACUGCUUUUGCUCUCGGGAUGGUACUAUAAUUCCAGGAGGAAUAGAUCCUAAAGACACUCCGCAAAUGAUAUUACUAACUUUUGAUGGAGCAGUUAAUCAAAAUAAUUAUGAUCACUACCAAAAGGUGUUUUCACACAAUAAAAAAAAUCCUAAUGGAUGUUUAAUUAAAGGUACCUUCUUUAUAUCUCAUGAGUAUUGUGAUUAUAACAUGGUUCAAGAUUUAGCACAUAACGGUCAUGAAAUUGGCACUGAAACUAUAUCAUUACAAAAAGGCUUAGAAAAUAAAGGUUAUGAAGAAUGGGUAGCUGAGAUGAUUGGAAUGCGUGAGAUCCUUGUUAAUUUUGCCAAUUUAUCCAGGAGUGAUAUCGUAGGAAUGAGAGCUCCAUUUUUAAAACCGGGUCGAAACACUCAAUACGAAGUAAUCGAAGAUUAUGGUUUUGUUUAUGAUAGUUCAAUCGGAAUACCUCCAUCUAGAGUACCAAUUUGGCCAUAUUCAUUAGACUAUAAAAUCCCACAUGAAUGCAAAUCAGGAACAUGUCCGACUAAAUCGUUCAAAGGUACAUGGCAAGUACCAUUAAAUGCACAUUAUGUUGAGACCUACGAAGGCGGUCACUGUCCAUAUUUAGACCAAUGUGUACUCCAUAAUCAUGAUGCUACAGAAGUUUUUGAAUGGCUUCGUGAAGAUUUUAACCGGUAUUACACACAAAACCGUGCACCAUACAUGAUGCCUUUCCAUACUAACUGGUUCCAAAUAAAAGAGUUAGAGAACGGCUUACACAAAUUCAUUGAUUGGGCCAAUAAACAACCAGAUGUAUGGUUUGUUACCAUCACACAAGCAUUAACUUGGAUGACUGAGCCGAAGAGCGUAAAAGAAUUAUUAUCUUAUGAACCAUGGAAAUGUGAUAAGACUGAUCAGCUGCCAUCGCCACCUUGUAAUUUACCCAAUAAAUGUCCAUUAUCUUUUAAACAACCAGAAUCAGGAAUUUCUGUAAUUAGGUAUUUAUCAACUUGCAAACAGUGUCCAGCCAAAUAUCCUUGGCUCGGUGACUCAAAAGGAACAGGAAAUGCUGGAGCAGAUGUUUAUACUCCUGAAACUCUAAGAAAAUAAUUCAAUAUUUGUUUUUUUAACAUAAUAUUUAUUUUUUAUAAUUCAUAAUUUGUAACUUCAUUUUAUAUAAUAAAAAUUUGAAUUUUAUGAACAUAAUA